This is a messenger RNA of Neltuma alba, 2123 nucleotides long. Its product is annotated as CBS domain-containing protein CBSCBSPB3. Gene Ontology annotation, molecular function: protein binding. NCBI's taxonomy places the organism in Eukaryota, Viridiplantae, Streptophyta, Magnoliopsida, Fabales, Fabaceae. The record is from RefSeq and is a predicted model, not a curated record. The transcript is spliced from 14 exons. Bases 169 to 1803 code for a protein of 544 amino acids.
AACUUUUCAUCCUGACCGAAGAAGAGAGAGAGAGGGUUUGAAUUGGUGAAGGGGGCCACAGCUUCAUCCACAGCCACAGCUGGUCGCGGAGAGGGAAGAACCCUAAUCUCUCCCUUUCUCUCCGGCUCGCUGAUCAGACUCAGAGCAGAAGAUUCAGUCUGUGGGAAGAUGAGUAGUCAAAUUCCUCAUCCUGGUUCCAGAAGGAGCAGUUCGAGCCAGAAGCGUCCACCAUCUACGGCUUCUAGGAAGUCUGUGCCGCUUGAAAAUGGAAGCAAUGGAAAUGGCACUGCCACCAAACCCUCUUCUCCGCCUCCGCAACCGGCUACUGGGGGCGAAAGGACUGUGAAGAAACUUCGGUUGUCAAAAGCACUAACAAUUCCUGAAGGGACGACAGUCUCUGAAGCAUGUAGAAGAAUGGCAGCUCGCCGAGUUGAUGCUGUUUUGUUAACUGACUCCAAUGCGUUGCUUUCAGGAAUUAUUACUGAUAAGGAUAUUGCUGCUAGAGUCAUUGCUGAGGGGUUACGACCAGAGCAGACAAUAGUGUCAAAGAUAAUGACCCGGAAUCCCAUAUUUGUCACUUCGGAUUCACUAGCUCUUGAAGCCCUUCAGAAGAUGGUUCAGGGUAGAUUCAGGCAUCUACCUGUUGUGGAAAAUGGUGAAGUCAUUGCCUUGCUGGAUAUUACCAAAUGCCUAUAUGAUGCCAUAUCUAGGAUGGAGAAGGCUGCUGAGCAGGGUAGUGCCAUUGCUGCUGCAGUUGAAGGGGUGGAAAGGCAGAAAGGAGGAGGUUUAUCUGCUUCAAAUGCUUUCAUAGAAACAUUGAGGGAGCGCAUGUUCAAGCCUUCACUGUCAACUAUUAUUGGUGACCAUACAAAGGUUGCUAUUUCAUCAGCAUCAGAUCCUGUCUAUGUAGCUGCUAAAAAGAUGCGGGAUUUGCGUGUUAAUUCAACUGUUAUUGUUGCAGGAAACAAGAUUCAUGGGAUACUAACUUCAAAGGAUAUCCUUAUGCGGGUUGUGGCUCAAAAUCUAUCUCCUGAGUUGACUCUAGUGGAAAAGGUAAUGACUCCAAACCCAGAAUGUGCAUCAUUGGAGACAACAAUUCUCGAUGCACUGCAUACGAUGCAUGAUGGAAAGUUCUUACAUCUUCCUGUGGUGGACAGAGAUGGAUAUGUCGCAGCUUGUGUGGAUGUUUUGCAUAUAACUCAUGCUGCAAUUUCAAUGGUGGAAAGUAGCUCUGGAGCUGUCAAUGAUGUGGCAAACACAAUAAUGCAAACAUUUUGGGACUCUGCACUCGCUUUAGACCCACCGGAUGAUUAUGACACUCAUAGUGAUGUCUCUGGGUUCAUGGCUUCAGAAGCAGCAGAGACUGCAAAGUCAACAUAUCCAUCUGUUGGCUUUGGGAAUUCCUUUGUCUUUAAAUUUGAGGACCCGAAGGGCCGUGUACAUCGAUUAAGCUGUGGGGCUGAACACCUAGAGGAACUUGUGUCUGUUAUCAUGCAAAGACUUGGUAAUGUUAACGAUGGAGAACGUCCUCUGAUUAUGUAUGAGGAUGAUGAAGGUGAUAAAAUUCUUCUUGAAACUGAUGGUGAUUUCAUUGCUGCCGUUAACUAUGCUAGAUCUAUUGGAGUGAAGGCACUAAGGUUGCAUCUGGAGUUUGCCGAUUCCAAUAAAUCAAAAACACCGGAAUCUGCUACUGCUACAUUACAAAAGAGCAAUGGAUUGUCUAUAAGCUCGGGUAUUCUCGCGGGUGCUGUUGUUCUAACAGGCAUUGGCGUGUUGGUCUACUUGAAGCGCUCCAAGCAAUGAUCAGUUGCUAGUUUCAGAAGCGAUACAUGCCAUGGGUAUGAAUUCAAGAGCACUGUGGGAUUCAAUUUAAUUAAAAUGAUAUACACCGAAAUAGUAGGCUUUUUUCUUUUUUGGGCUAUAUUAAAUUAAACACCAUGGUUAAAGCUGUGGGAGAAACCGAGGUAGUGAAGAGAUGUACUCUUCUCUCGUCUUUUUAUCUUUUUGGAUGUAGUUGCAAUCAGUAACCCUAUCUCAAUGUAAAGAUAAAAUCUUGGCAUUUAAUUUAAUACUUGCAAAUGUCAAGCCUUUAUGCAUGACUGACAUGAUUUUGUGUCCUGAAA